Messenger RNA from Westerdykella ornata, 2287 nucleotides. Its product is annotated as DNase I-like protein. The coding region runs from base 149 to 1933 and encodes 594 amino acids. The record is from RefSeq and is a predicted model, not a curated record. The transcript has 4 exons. Gene Ontology annotation, molecular function: double-stranded DNA 3'-5' DNA exonuclease activity; phosphoric diester hydrolase activity; DNA-(apurinic or apyrimidinic site) endonuclease activity. Gene Ontology annotation, cellular component: nucleus. Lineage: Eukaryota; Fungi; Ascomycota; Dothideomycetes; Pleosporales; Sporormiaceae. Gene Ontology annotation, biological process: base-excision repair.
CGAAGUUGGCUUCCAGCGCGGGCCACACGACAGGGACGAGGCGGUCGACACCGCUCUGGCUUCACCGCACGCCGUUCCUUUUGGCUAAUUCUAGCCUGUGCGACGGCAUGACGGUCUGUCGACUCGCCUCUUCGUCGCUCUCGCCGCCAUGGUCCGCAUCACCACCUGGAACGUCAACGGCAUCCGCAAUCCCUUUGGCUACCAGCCAUGGCGCGAAACACGCUCCUUCAGCGCCAUGUUUGAUAUCCUCGAAGCCGACAUCGUCAUCCUGCAAGAGUUGAAAAUACAACGCAAAGACCUCACAGACGACAUGGUCCUAGUUCCCGGGUGGGACUGCUUCUUCAGCUUGCCCAAGUACAAGAAAGGAUACUCCGGCGUGGCCAUCUACACCCGCCAAUCCGUAUGUGCCCCGAUUCGCGCUGAGGAAGGUCUGCUAGGCGUUCUGUGUCCACCUGGGUCUUCCGUCCCCUACCGCGAGCUCCCCGAACAGUCUUGCAUAGGCGGCUAUCCGAACAUAACGCAGCUGACCGACUUGGGCGUGGAUCCCCUAUCCCUGGAUGCUGAAGGGCGGUGCGUUGUGGUUGAGUUCCCGGCCUUCGUAGUGGUUGGUGUCUACAGCCCGGCCAACAGCAGCGGGACCAGGGAUGACUUCAGUUUUGGGUUUCGCUGCGCCCUCGACAGCCGCAUCCGCAACCUUGCCCGGCUGGGCAAGAAUGUCAUCCUCGCUGGUGAUCUCAACGUUUCGCGAGAGGAAAUCGACAGUGCGAGAGCGGAGGAGUCCAUGCGUGAGGAAGGAGAGACGGUUGAGCAGUACCUGAAUAGACCCACGCGACGUUUAUUUAAUCAGCUAGUGGAGAACGGCAAAGUACCCGGCCAACGCGAUGAAGGCAGGGAGACUCCGAUUCUGUGGGACAUCUGCCGAGAAUUCCAUCCCGCAAGAGAAGGCAUGUAUACCCACUGGGAGCAGAAAAUCAAUGCCCGCCCUGGCAAUUUUGGAUCGAGAAUCGACUAUGUGCUUUGCAGCAUCGAUAUCAAAGACUGGUUCUGUGACGCCAAUAUCCAAGAAGGCUUGAUGGGCUCAGACCACUGCCCUGUAUAUGCGUCCAUUAAAGAGAUAGUGAAGUGGCGUGGAGAGCAGGUGCAUAUACUCGACAUUCUCAAUCCGCCGGGAAUGUUCAAGGAUGGCAAACGACUGCGGGAUUAUGAUACCACCGUUGAUAUCCUAGCCUCAUCUGGCAAGCGCCUUCCUGAAUUCACCAAACGAAGGAGCAUCAAGGAUAUGUUUGCGAGUAAAUCGAACCCCAUGGUGCCCACGAUGGCCACGCCCGCUGUAACAUCACAAGGUAGUGCACAGCUGAGCGAGACACGACGCACAGGAGAAGAGGGCGCUUUGGGAGCUCAGGAAGCCGAGUCGCCAUCGGCGGCAGUUAGCCCUAUUAAGGCUUCUCAGAAACGCCGUUUAGCUUCGGGAUCGCCAGUCAAACCAGUGAAGCGAAGCAAAUCGAACGCAAGAGAGUCUUCUCCAAGUCAACCGCCGAUCAAGGGAGGACAGCAGUCUCUUAGGGGCUUUUUCAUCUCCAAGCCCACACGAGUUAUCAGCGAUUCAGAACAGCCCCCGAUGAACGGGUUCAAUUCCACUGUUCCAGCUGAUGUGCCAACUGCGGAGCCAGCUGAUUUUGCCGAAACUAAAUCUGGCACCGAUUCCAAAGCCACGCAGCAGACUUGGUCCAAGUUAUUCUCGAAGAAGCCGCUUCCGCGCUGCGAGCACGGAGAACCAUGCACGAUUUAUACCGUGAAGAAAGCAGGUCCGAAUUGCGGGAGGCAAUUUUUUCUCUGUUCAAGACCGCUAGGACCCAGUGGUCAGAAAGAAAGGGGAACUGAAUGGCGGUGUCCUACAUACAUCUGGGCCAGUGAUUGGAAGAAUUCAAGCUGAGGUCAAUAUUAGAGGGUGUCGUAGUGAUCAUGAUAGAUCCAAGAUUCGGAAGCGAUAUCAAGUGAGUCCACAAGACCCGAGGCAGCAUCUGGUUGUCGGACUUGCUCCCGUUGAGCGUUCAGUCGAGAGAAUUGCUUCGGCCACAACGGCUCGCACUUUGCGUCAACAUAAUGUCGCGCAUCUGUCGACCGGAGAUACAGACACCUAUCUCAAUCUCGGUUGAGGCUUGUCUACUCUCCUGCUCAGGGUUCGCUUUCGGUGAUCAACUACCAAGUCCUUCAAGGAGCCCCGUUAGGUAGUUCCACAUUACACAAGGCGGUGUGUAGACAUAAUAAAUACAUGCGUAGCACCCAA